GAGUUCAGUGUUUGGGUUCAAAGGUCGGAGAAACCAGAAAUGGAGAAGAAGAGCAGAGUACUGAUAAUCGGAGCAACAGGAAAUCUGGGUCACCAUUUAAUCAAUGCCAGCCUCCUUUUCUCUCACCCCACUUUCGCCCUCGUCCGACCCUCCUCCUUCUCCGACCCCCACAAGUCCCAAAAGCUUCAAGCUCUCUCCCACGCCGGCGUCAAACUCCUUCAAGGCUCGCUGGAGGACGAAGACAGCCUUGUUGAAGCAGUGAAGCAAGUAGAUGUGGUGAUUUGUUCUGUUCAAGCCAAACAAGUGCUGCUUCAGAAGCUUCUUAUCCAAGUUAUAAAAAAUGUUGGCUCUAUCAAGAGAUUCAUUCCAUCAGAAUUCGGAUUGGACCCAGAUAAGACGCAAAUUUCAGGGAUGGACCACAACUUCUAUUCAAACAAAGCCGAAAUUAGGCGUCUCGUGGAAGCUGAGGGCAUUCCCUACACUUUCGUCUCCUGCAAUUUCUAUUCGAGCUAUUUGCUUCCUUCACUUGUGCAGCCAGGCCUCAAAGUACCUCCAAGGGACAAAGUCACGAUUUUCGGGGAUGGAAAUACCAAAGGUGUCUUUGUCAAAGAAAUUGAUGUAGCUGCCUUCACUAUCAGGACUCUGGACGAUCCAAGAAGCUUGAACAAAGUGUUGUAUUUGAGGCCUCCUGGAAAUGUGUACUCGCUGAAUGAACUUGUUGAGCUUUGGGAGAGUAAGAUUGGGAAGAAACUCGAGAAGGUGUUUGUAUCAGAAGAAGAGCUUCUUAAUAAGAUUAAAGAGACUUCAUAUCCUGACAACAUGGCCCUGAUUUUCAUCUAUUCUGCUUUCAUAAAGGGCUAUCAGACCUACUUUGAUAUCGAAUCAACUGGUGGUGUCAAUGCGACAAAACUGUAUCCAGAGCUGAUUUAUUCUACAAUCAGUCAAUAUUUAGACACCCUAUUGUGAGUGCCUUUCAUACAUUAUGAGUCAGCCUCGUUAGAUUUUCACUAUUUAAUAGUGUAUGCAAACAAGUUCAAUUUACAAGCCUGUAGUUUUGUACAUGGAGUCUUUGUCCGAAGCAAGCGAAUCAGUCUAAAAAGGGAACAAUGUAAUAUAUUUACAAUAUAUUUGAGCAGUACCAUCUAUUUCCAAGG
Messenger RNA from Argentina anserina (silverweed cinquefoil), 1154 nucleotides. Its product is annotated as probable pinoresinol-lariciresinol reductase 3. The transcript has 5 exons. NCBI's taxonomy places the organism in Eukaryota, Viridiplantae, Streptophyta, Magnoliopsida, Rosales, Rosaceae. Bases 40 to 966 code for a protein of 308 amino acids. The record is from RefSeq and is a predicted model, not a curated record. Gene Ontology annotation, molecular function: oxidoreductase activity.